Molecule: messenger RNA, 498 nt
Organism: Colletotrichum graminicola M1.001
Lineage: Eukaryota; Fungi; Ascomycota; Sordariomycetes; Glomerellales; Glomerellaceae
Exons: 1
Coding region: 1-498 (165 amino acids)
Source: RefSeq, a predicted model, not a curated record
AUGAGUGAACAUUAUAAUGACCCGAUUGCCAAGCGCAUCCUCGUUUCUGUUUCAAAAAAGAGUCCUCACUGGUCUCUGGCGUGGCUGGAGGACGAGAGGCUAGUCGAUGAGCAGCUAGUCAAUGUGGCAAUUGUCCUUCUGAACUCGAGCAACAAAGCUGCACAGGUCGCGCAUACAGACACCAUGCUUGUGGCCGCAGAGAGAUGGCCUAUGCGGAUUUGGAUUGUUAUCGACAUAUUUAAUACUAAAUACGACCCCUCUAAGGCCCACCUACCCGGUCAAAAUGAUUUACCAGUGAUCGUAAUCUCUUUCAGCAAAAAGUCGAGCAUACAGAUCGCUACCGAGGGGAUAAAGAACAUGGUUAACAGGAGGAUCCAAGAAGUCCACGACCUGCAUGGGGAUGAAAGUCGGGCGCCGCUCCGAAUUGACCAUGCCAACAACAAUAUACCAACUUUCCCAAGCCCACGAACACGAAUUCCUAUGAUGCCAGAUAAUUAG